AUGAGGGAGACGCCCGCGCUGCCCGGCACCCCCGCCGCCGUGCCCGGCUUCCUCGCCAAGCUCUGGGCGCUCGUGGAGGACCCCACGAGCGACGCCGUCAUCUGCUGGAGCCGGAAUGGUGAAAAUUUCUGUAUUCUGGAUGAGCAGAGGUUUGCUAAGGAGCUCCUUCCCAAAUACUUCAAACACAACAAUAUCUCCAGUUUCAUACGUCAGCUUAACAUGUAUGGAUUCAGGAAAGUGAUUGCACUGGAGAAUGGUAUGAUUACAGUGGAGAAAAAUUCGGUCAUUGAGUUCCAGCAUCCUUUCUUCAAGCAAGGGAAGGCACACUUACUGGAAAACAUCAAGCGCAAGGUUUCUGCAGUAAGAACCGAAGAUCUCAAGGUCUGUGCAGAGGAUUUACACAAAGUGCUGUCUGAAGUCCAGGAAAUGCGAGAGCAGCAGAACAACAUGGAUGUCAGACUGGCUAAUAUGAAGAGAGAAAAUAAGGCCCUGUGGAAAGAAGUGGCAGUUCUAAGGCAGAAGCACAGUCAACAACAGAAGCUGCUGUCUAAGAUUCUUCAAUUUAUACUAAGUUUGAUGCGAGGAAAUUAUAUUGUUGGGGUCAAGAGAAAAAGGUCUCUGACAGACGCUGCAGGUGCUUCCCCUUCCAAAUACAGUCGCCAGUAUGUUCGCAUUCCUGUGGAGAGUGGCCAAGCAGUGACUUUUUCUGAACAUAGUUUGGAUGGUGGAGAUGGAAAUGGUACAGGUCUUAUCAUUCGAGAUAUCACUGACACUCUGGAUAAUGCCACUGAUGGGCUUCUUGCUCUGGCCCAUACAAGUAGCAAAGCCAGAGACACACAAACAACUCUGGAUCCAGGCUUACCUAUUUGUCAAGUAUCACAGCUGGUUGAGCCGAACUGUGCAGAACCUGUGCCUCCUAUUCAGAUAAAAGAUGCUAACAACUCCAGUGAAAUAGGAAGUGAUGCUGUGGAGCUCCAUACAGCACAAACUAAUACUCCAGAAGACCCCGUGUCAGUGAUUGACUCCAUAUUGAAUGAAAACAAUUCUGGAAACCAAAAUGAUCCUUUACUGGACAGGGAAGAAAUCCAGGAUUUUCUAAAUUGCAUUGAUGCCAGCCUUGAAGAGCUCCAAGCAAUGCUCUCUGCCAAGCAGUAUAACCUUGGUUCUGAAGCCUUCACUGAAACAUUUAACCCUGAGCUGCCAGCCCUGGAUAUGAAUUUGAUGGAAACUUCCCCUGGUAUGGAAAAUAUUGCAAACCUGGCAGACAGCACUGAAGAUCUAGGACCAAAUGAGAGAGAAACAGCAGGAAACAAAGAUAUGCAGCUGAUACAGUACAAGGCCAAUCCUCUGCUUUCAUUAUUUGAAGAAUUAUCCUCGGGCGAAGCAGUGGGAAAAACAGAAGAUCCAAAGGACCUUUUACUGGCUCCCCUGGAGGAGAAAGCUGAAGGAAGAUGGAGAGCAGGUAGUGAAACUGUCUUGCCAUUAGCAGCUCCAGCAAACCAGGCUGAGCCUCUUGAUGCCGUAGGAAUGGGUGAUCCACCUCUCCUCUCAGAGGAUGGGAAUGGAGAGUAUAAACUGUUUCCACUUUUGAUGCUCAGUCCUGUUGCUAACUUCAUAGAAGAGGCCUCUGAGAUAGAACCUUCCUGAACUUGUGUAACAUCUAUAACUGGCUGAGCAAUGUAAAAUAGGUAACAAAGAUAUAUGGAUCAGCGAGAAGUUUCAUCUUCUCUCUCCUCUCCUGCCUCUUGGGUGUCAUACUCUGUAUAGGCAAAAGAAGGUCCUCUUUCUGCAAGCGGAGAGCAAGCCGGGAAAAGAUGAAAUCAAGGUCAAAGCAAGAACUAAUGGGACUGAAGGCACUGGGAGGAGGGAGAAACAACUUCCCUGUAAACAUUAUUGCAAUGUAUUCUGUAACUGUUUUUAUCUGAUACUCUUACUGCAACUGCAAGAGGAAAUCUGUUUGUAUGCUGUUUGUAAAGUUUGGCUGUUUUUUGUUUUGUUAGCUGGAUAGUAGUGUGGUGUGUGGUAUUUUAAAAAUAGGUUUUAUUCUUUCCGAAAGCCUCUUUCAAUAUGUGGCUUGUCUACAAAUUGUGUAGCUUUUGUUUGACUGUUUUACUUUAAAUCCUGAGGGUUUUUUGUUUUUUUUUUUUUAAUAUUUUGUGGCUAUAAUGUUUGCACCUGCUUAGAGCGCUUUCCUACUCCUAGACUAGCUCCUAGGUACUGGCAACAUUUUUUCCUAUGGAAAAAUGCAUUUUAAUUGUGGAAUAUUAUUUUUUAACAUGCUGACAUGUGUCCAUUGCCAUGGAUUUUAGCUGUUAUGGUAGGAAAUGCUUUCCAUCCUGCAUAAAGCGGAUUUCUCAUGCACAUUGCAUGGCAGUUCUUCUAGGGUAACUUGCAGUUAGCACACAGGCCACUUGUUCUCAAUAAUUUUGAACUGAUCCUUUCAGGAGAUGCUUACCAAAGUCCAGCAGCUGUCCUUGAAACUAGAGUGAAGAAAAAGGAGUAAUGGAGUAAUUUGCUUUGACAUAGGACAGGAUUUUGAGACUUCUCUUCUGCUUGCAGUUGCUACUUGUUUACCUAUCCCUAUAUGAGCAUUGGACUUUACUGCAUUUUCUGCUUGUGGGGUCUUACGGAUAAAUUUACAAGAUGUGUUAAACUGCAAUAAAUUGCAAAAAAUAGUGUCUGCUUAACCAAAAACCCUUUUCCCCAAAAUUCCUUCCUAUGCUGUUCUCCUACCCUGUUCUGCUAGAAUAAAGUUCUGCACUAGGCUGACCUUCUGCAGCUUCCGUUUCCUGAAGAAACUAGGUGGGAAUGUAGUUCCUGCUGUGGAUUCUCAUCAUAUUGUUCCAUGAUGGAGUCAUCACACUGCAGCUCACUGUCAGAUAUUUAACUACCUAAUAGUUUUUUUAAAUUCACUUUAUCUCUUAGGAAGAUAGGAAACCAAGAUUUAGAAAACUGCAGAUAGGAACUUAUGCUGCUGUAUCUGGUUCAUGUACUGGUUUAGGAAAAGUGUGUAUUUAUGCAAGUUUACUAACAGAUUGCAAUAGAAAAGGGACAGCUAAACAGCAAAGAAAAAAACAAGCUAAAGCAAUUAAACUCAUGGAUUACAAAAUCAGUGCUUGUUUCUUGUAUAUUAUCUUUUGUCUGUGUGUGCUAACACGUUUCCCAAACAAGGCUACUGCAAGAGCUGUAUUGCUUUUCAAGGAGUCUCCUUAAGCAGCUGCUGCUAUCGAUUUGCAUUGAACUGGAGCCUGGCACCUGAGUUUUCAAUCUGCCAGCCUGCAGAAGAUGGAAGAUUGGUCUUGUUCUUAACCUGUUUGCAACCACAGUGGAAUGAAGGCUUUUGGCAAUGGGACUGAGCGCCACUGAGAGUGUAGGGCCAGGCUGGCUUGGGAGUUUGUACAUCUGUAGGUGGCAGCUUGCCAGGUGCUGGCCCUCCUGGCUGGUGCACAAGUCCAGGACACUCUAUUGCAGCGUUCUUGAGGAGGGACUUGUAGUAGAGCGCUCUCUAGUUGACAACUGAACGUCCUAAUAGAUUGUGUGCUGUAAAAUGGCAAUUCCAACCCU
Molecule: messenger RNA, 3564 nt
Organism: Nothoprocta perdicaria
Lineage: Eukaryota; Metazoa; Chordata; Aves; Tinamiformes; Tinamidae
Product: heat shock factor protein 3
Exons: 13
Coding region: 1-1647 (548 amino acids)
Biological process (GO): regulation of DNA-templated transcription
Molecular function (GO): DNA-binding transcription factor activity; sequence-specific DNA binding
Source: RefSeq, a predicted model, not a curated record